Scomber japonicus (chub mackerel) is the source of this 1320-nucleotide messenger RNA. RefSeq names its product coiled-coil domain containing 86 (gene ccdc86). The coding region runs from base 58 to 945 and encodes 295 amino acids. NCBI's taxonomy places the organism in Eukaryota, Metazoa, Chordata, Actinopteri, Scombriformes, Scombridae. Gene Ontology annotation, cellular component: nucleolus. The record is from RefSeq and is a predicted model, not a curated record. The transcript has 4 exons.
GCUGCUACUGGUCACACGUGGGUCCAGAAGUUUAUCAAUGUGGUUUAAUUAGAAACCAUGUCCAAGAGGGAUAAAGCUAUGGCAGAUAAAAAUGUCGCUUGUGAUGAAGGACACGGAGAGGAGGAGAUUCAGGAGCCACCGCCGGAGACCAGGCGGACCCGCAGCGGCCGCAGAGUGCGCACUCCGGCCGCACUGCUCGACUCUGAAGCUCCGGUGAGGACCCCCAGCCGGAGGACCAGGAGGUCCGUCAUCCAGGAGGUGCCGGCGGCGGAGGAGACAGCGGCGGAGGAGCCAGUGCUGACACCGGUGGAGGAGCCAGUGCUGACACCGGUGGAGGAGAAGCCUAGCGUGUGUGCCGACCAGGAGCCGGAGCCAGUCACUUCGGCUCCAGCAAACACAGUCAAAUCCCGUGCGGUUACCGGGAACGGAGACGGUCAUGUAUCCGAGCCUGUAGCUGCCGAAACGGCGCCCGCGAGUUCAGAGAGCGACCCUCCAUCACUCAAGAAGCCUCGCUUGGGUCCAAAACCAACUCCAGUUAUUCCGCUCGGAAAACCCAAAUCAGGGAGAGUGUGGAAGGACCGCAGCAAGCAGAGAUUUUCUGCGGUAGUAAGAGAUAAAUCAGUGUGCUCUUCAUGGGAAAAGAAGAUGGAGGCCAAGCGUGAGAAAGACCUGGUGAAACAGUAUUGUUUGCAGCUUAAAGACGAGAAAGCCAAACAGAAAGAGGACAAGAGGAAAAGGAGAGAAGACAACUUGAAACGACGUGCGGAGAACGAACGCAAAUCAGAGAUUGUGCAAGUGAUCCGUAACACAGCCAAGAUCAAGAGGAUGAAGAAGAAACAACUGAGGAAGAUCGAGAAGAGAGACACUCUGGCACUUCUGCAGAAAUCUCAGAAGCAGAAGGCAAAAGCCAAAGCGCAAAAAACCAACACGACUGACCAAAGUUAACAUUUCACUUAAGACUGAUACUAAAAAUGGAUCUGCCCAGUCCUUUGUUUGCAUGUUGUGACAUCUAAAAACACAACAAGCAAAACAUGAAGGACUAGUUAAUCAUAGAGGAUUUAUUCACAAAAGAACCCAACCCAAUGAAAUGUUUUAAUAAAGGAGUGUUUAACGGUAAAUUGUAUCAUCAUCAGUGAACAUUAAGCUUCAACUCUCUAUGUUGUCCUUUUUUAGAUUGUACGUAUCAUAGUUAUGAUUUGCUGCAUUGCCCUGAUGUGUUUUCUGAAAGGUGCUUGUGUGCCUGUAAAAACAAAAUAUAUAAGUGAAACUUUGUCUCACUUACAGGAUUUCUAUUGAAUAAAAAUAUCUUCUAAAAAACAA